Molecule: messenger RNA, 2864 nt
Organism: Amborella trichopoda
Lineage: Eukaryota; Viridiplantae; Streptophyta; Magnoliopsida; Amborellales; Amborellaceae
Product: pre-mRNA-splicing factor
Cellular component (GO): nucleus
Source: RefSeq, a predicted model, not a curated record
UCCUUUUUCACUUCCUCAAUCGCCUGAUCCCUCCCAUGCCGCCAACUAAGGCGCCUGAGUGUAUAAAAUCCUAGGUCGUAGGAUCCCCUAUUUCCCUUCCCUCAAUCCCUAUGACUGUAUAAAAUCCUACGUUGGUUCCCAUCCCUCAAUCCCUAUCUCCCGUUUUUGCUACUAGUUUUUUGUUCAAUUUUGAGGGUUUUCGCACCCACCCAAAGGUUAUUGCUCUAUCUCCCUUCCCUCAAUCCCUAUCUCCCAAAAACUGCGUACGUUUUUUUUGCUGCUAGGCUUUCUGUUCAAUUUUUAGGGUUUUCGCACCCAAAAUUCUCUCUUACCAAUUCUGAAACCCUAGGUUCCUUUCAGCCAUGUAUAAUGGCAUAGGUUUACAAACCCCUAGGGGUUCUGGUACAAAUGGGUAUAUACAGAGCAAUAAGUUUUUUGUGAAGCCAAAGAGCGCUAGGGUUGAGACCAAAGAGUUUAGGAGUGAUCAGGGAACAGGAGGUGUGAAGAAAGCAAACAAGGAAAUUUUAGAUCAUGAUAAGAAACGCCAGAUCCAAUUGAAACUGGUGUUACUUGAGGAAACCUUAGCCGAUCAGGGUUAUACGGAGGAUGAGAUUCUUGACAAGUUACAUGAGGCGAAAAAGAGGUUCGAGGCUGAAGCUGAGGAGGUGGAGGAUGGUGGAAUUAACACUACCAAUAAGGUUUCUUACACACAAACUCAUCAGAUUGCUGCCAAGAAAGAAAGGCAACUUGAGACCUUUAGAGCUGCUCUGGGGAUCACUAAAGCAGAAGAAACAACUGAAAAGGAAGUUCAAGAACAAAUGGAUAAUGAAAAAUUACUUGGAUCUGAAAAUGAGGAUCUUGACAUGCCUGGAGGAAUUGAGAAAUCGAAAAAGGAAGCACUGUCAGAUGAUGAGAAUUUGAAGCCCCGAGAUGGUCGUGAUUCUAAGGCUGAGAAGCAUGCAAGAAGGAAAGGAACUGAUAAUGAUGAUUCUAAUGCUGAUGAUGACAAGAGAGAAACUCAUAUGAUGGAGAAACGUGGGAAGAGAAGGCUUGAUUCAGAAGAUGACUCUGACUCUGAUCAUGGCAAGAAACAUAUCAAAAGACUUGUUGAAAAAGAUAGGAGAGUAGGAAGAAAGUAUGGCAUCAGCGAUGAGCUCAAUGAUAGUGGCAGCCUAAAGAAUACUAAGAAGGGAAUGGAGAAACAUGGGAAAAGACAGAGAAAGUAUGAUACAGAGAGUGAUAGUGAGUCUGAUUACUCCAGUGAUAGGAGAAACCCUAAAAAGCGAAGUGAGAAACACAGUAAGAGCAAGAGAAGGCAUGAUGCCGAUGAAUCCAACAGUGAUAGUGGAAAGGACUUCCCAAAAAGAUCUUUUGCCAAGCAUGAAAAAGGCGGCAGGAGGAAUGACACUGAUGAUGAAGCUGAUCAUGAUGUUAAGGGAGGAAAUACACGCGAACAAUUAAAGAAAAGAAAUAGGAACAACUUAAAAAGUAAGAGAUCCGAAGACUCUGAUACCGAUGGCUCGAGGAGAAAUUCCAAGAAAAGGAAGGAGAGAGACGGCCGAAUUGCUAGAAGGCCUGAUUCUGAAACUGAUGAGAGUGAUAGUGAUUCAAGUGAUAGUUAUGGUAGUAGUAGCUAUAGUAGCAGUAGCCAUGAAAGGAGUGCUAGAAAGAGGUCCAUAGAUGAUAGGAGGAAAAGGGACGUGAAAGUGAAAAAAGCCAGCAAAAAAGAGAGUGAUAGCAGUGGUUAUGGCAGUAGCAGCCCCGAGAGGCCCACGAGAAAGAGGUCCAGAUAUGAUAAGAGUGAGAGAGAAGAGAUUGAAGAGGCCAGUUCCAAGGGUCGCACACAGGAAAAAGCAGUGAUGCCUGUGAGAGAUGAGCCUGUAAAAGAACAUGGAUAUGAUAGAGAUGCAGGCUAUGGGGUCAGUGAGAAGAUGGGCAGGAAAAGGAAGGCCGAAGGGGAACAAAGUAAUCUACCAGAAUCGAAACAUCGUCACGUUAGCAGAAAAAGUGAGCUUGAAAAAGUAGCUCACGACCUGGCUAGAGAGAGAGAUUGGAGAGAUGUGGAACGAAGGGACCGAAUGGAGAACAGAGACACUGGUAACCGGGGUGAUGAACGUAGGAGAGAGAACAGGGGUGAUGGCGCUAUCUGGAAGGAGAGAGAGCUCGAUAAUAAGGGUGAUGACCGGAGUAGAGAGAACAGAAGUGCCAACCGAGAGGAGAGACAAUUCAAGUGGAGGAGAGGGAACAUAGUUGAUGCUAUCCGGGAGGAUAGAGAAUUCGAGAACAGGGUUGUUGCCCAGAGGAGAGAGAACAGGGGUGGUGCUAACCGUGAGGAGAGAGAUUUUGAUGAUAACAGUAGAAAUGACUCAAGGAGGGAAGAGCAUGAUCAUAGGAAAGCAGGAGAAAAGCGGGCUUUUCAAGAUCGUCAUGAGAGAGAAGAGGAACGUGGAGGCUCAAAGCAUGGAAGAGACUUGGAAAGGCAUUCAAAGAGGGGCAGGCACGAUGAGUAUGAACAGAAGAGAAGUAGGCCAGAGAGGUCCACCAGAGGAGACUGGUGAAGAGGUAUAUACAUUCUGGAUCGGCGAAAGGGCUUGAUUUGAAUGGCCUUUGAUUCUCCCAUGGCAAGCAGGACUGUUGAGACGAGUGGUUCUCCAAGUCUCGCCAUUUCAGAGUUGGGAGCAUCACCUGGUUUUCUGAGUUUGUUGUGUUUGGUAAGUUGGUUUGAAACCAAACCUAGUUGAGAUAGGGAGUCAUGAUACUAGACCCUGUAAAUUUGUAGCAUUUUGGCACUCAGGCCGCCGUACUUCUAUGGUUUCUUGUUAUUAUGGUUAAUGCCAGCUGCUGAACUUCGUUUUCUUUAUUUA